UAAGAAUCACACCAGACAUUUAAACAAGUUACAGAUCAGAAGUAGUUUCGUAGUUAGUCUCCUAACCAUAUAAAUUCUUGUGUUUUUAUUACUAAAAACCAUCAGUAUAUACUUUUACUGAAAUUCUGAUCGCAAAAUAUAAUGGGCAAAAAUCUCAAGAUGGUCAUUUGCAUUUUCUUAUUCCUCCUGUAUUUUCAGCAGCAGGUUGAUUGCAGCAGGUACCCAUUAUUCAACAGACUCUCACUUCGGCGAGCCAAUGCCUCCGGCGGAGAAGCUCUUGCCUUUAACGCCAGAGGCGGCGGACCUUACACCGGAGUUGCAGACGGCAGAAUACUCAGAUACCGUGGUCAUUUUCUGGGUUGGCAAGAUUUCGCCACAACCUCACCCAUGAGGAAUGAGAAGGCUUGUGAUAGCACAAAUGGAUCAAACGCGGCAAUGUGUGGAAGGGUUUUGGGACUUGGAUUUGAUUUCUUGAGCGGUGAUCUUUACGCCGUGGAUACCCAUUUCGGAUUUCAGGUCAUUCCACAGUCCGGCGGUCUCGGAAUUCAGCUUGCAACAGGAUUCAACGGCGCCAAUUUUACUUACCCGAAUGCAUUAGACAUUGAUCAAGUAGCCCGGGAAGUUUACUUCACUGAUGCUGGAAAAGUCUUCCAAACCGGGAACCUGGCAGAAAUCCGGAGGGGCAGAGACAAUGAUGGGAAAGUUUACAGAUACAACAUUGAGACAGCAAAAUUAACGUUGUUGAUCAGUAAUAUGUCUGGACCAACCGGACUUGCAGUGAGUAGAGAUGGUAGAUAUUUGGUGAUUUCUGAGUACAGCAGGAGCAGAAUCCGACGGUUUUGGCUCAAGGGUCCAAAUGCACUUACUUCAGAGACGCUGAUUAGGCUUUCCGGCAAUCCAGAAAACAUAAAAACAACAGCAAGAGGAGAUUUCUGGGUGGCCGUCACCGUGCCGCAACCGCCGCCGGUUCAGACGACGGCUGCCAUUGCUAUAAGGUUCAAUGGUUUAGGCAGGGUUCUGGAAACCAUUAAUCUCACAUCAGAGUACAGUGGGGACUUGAUUUCCGAAGUGCAGGAAUAUUUCAGGAGAUUAUAUAUUGCGUCUACUGCCUCAAGCUUUGUUGGAGUUUCUCGAGUGAGGCCUUAAGCGGUUUCUUUUUUUAGUUUACUUGUAUUACUUGUUUCCAAGGUAGUUUUUAAGUUUUAACUUUGAUAAAACCAUAGAGCAACUAUACGAGUUUAUAUAUAUAUAAUGAGCUUGAUUUCGCAUCAAAGAAUUCCAUGUCACCGAGGAAAAGACGUACUUGACCAAAAUGCCAAUAUAGCAAAAUGUAACAUUUUGUUCCAUAUAUGUACAAAAAGUUGUUAUCAUGAUCUAAAACUUUAUACUCUCUUCCCCAUACACAAAAAUCUAAUGGGAGACGAUUCAAU
Oldenlandia corymbosa var. corymbosa is the source of this 1430-nucleotide messenger RNA. NCBI's taxonomy places the organism in Eukaryota, Viridiplantae, Streptophyta, Magnoliopsida, Gentianales, Rubiaceae. The record is from the annotation of a GenBank genome assembly.